Messenger RNA from Pseudocercospora fijiensis CIRAD86, 1919 nucleotides. RefSeq lists its product as uncharacterized. The coding region runs from base 1 to 711 and encodes 236 amino acids. Lineage: Eukaryota; Fungi; Ascomycota; Dothideomycetes; Mycosphaerellales; Mycosphaerellaceae. The record is from RefSeq and is a predicted model, not a curated record. The transcript has 11 exons.
AUGCAAAAAGAACAAUUGAGGGUAUCGUCAGAGAAAUGGAGCUUCGAGAGAAGGGGAGCUUCCGAAAGAAACACUUACGACAGGCCACCCUGUCUCUCUUAUAGAAUCACCUUGGUUAAUGCGGCUAACGCAUUGCCCGCUGAGAAGGUACUACUGGAGGAGCGAGCAUUCACUCCCGAGGCCUGGGCCCGCCAUUACUCGCGCAGGGACCGUAUGGCCCCCACCCUAGCUGUGCGGCUGCGUCGUCGCCAGCGUGUCAUUGUCGUUCGGGAGGAAUUACAGCCGUCUCUCUUGACAACGUCCAUGAUAAAAGAAAGGCGGAUGACCGUCAUCAGCCUGGAUUUCAUACAUACAGUAGCAUCCAUGUUCCAGGACGCAGCCGCGCACGAUCAAGCCCUCAGCCUCAGGGGUGAUUUCGACGACAAGUCGACAACGAUAUGUCCAAGAACCGCCUCGCGAAUCAAUCCCGCGCGCGGAGAAUUUCCCGAACGGAAGAAGAAGAGAUUGAUUUCCGAGAUGCCGAACACGAAUGCCGAAACUGAGAAGGAAAAAAAAAAUCAACCCAACCUCACCUCACCUCACCUCCCUCCUGAGUCCCAAUGGUUUGAAAUACUUGCACAUAUUCACAUCAUAUGUGAGGAACCGCCUGGUGUGGUUGCUCGGAAAGCAGUCACUUCUCCUAAUAAUAAUAAUGAUGAUGUUCCAAGAUAACCCCGUCUACAACGACGAGCGCCUACUCAUCCCUACCACCACCAUGACCACCAGCCUCAUCAUCAGUACCAUCAGCACCAGCACUAGUCAUACUCAUACCGCUCAAACUCGGCGUCUCAUUCCCCCUUUUCCCAAUUCCAAGCUUGAGGACAUUGCUCCAAUUCCUGCCACUACCACGCGCGUGCUCCCUACUCUCACGUCCAGGAGCGAAUUUCUCAGAAGAGACACUCGCGCUGAGUGAACCUUCAUUCUCAUGCUCGUCUUCCUCAGCAGGCGCAGGGCUCGGUGCGACAUUGGUGUCGAGUCGGGACUUCUCGCGUUUGAAGGUAGGGAGUGUGAACUUGCUGGAACUUGACUUGCGGGAGAGCUUCUGCAUGAAUGAUUCCUUGCCUGCUGAGGUUCCGGACAAAAGUGGCGAUGGGGCUGCGGCGUCUGAAUUGGUGUAUGAUGGUGUUCGCGCGAGGUACUCUUGAGAGUUGCGACCAGACUCGGCGAUUGAGGAUUCAGUCGUCGUCAUGCUUCGUGUAUCGCGAGUGUCUUUGCUCUUCCGAGAAUUUGGAGGAGACAUGUCUUCAUGGUCCUCUUGCUGGGGCAGAUUGGGCGUGCCAGAAGCUGACGAAGCGACAGUCGAUGCAUUGUCCUUGUCCCUGGUCUUGCUCUUGGUCAACGACAUUCCUGAAAAGAAACUCUUGAAGUCCUUGGCUGCAGGGUUCAACUUGGGAGCAUCGUUGGCAGGGGCCUUUUCGGCUUUCUUGGAGCCUGGAGGUGGUUUUGUUCCGAUGGGACCGAGCUUUGCCGCCUUGGAUGAGUCCAAAAUAUCAGAGUCAGAAUCAGGUUCGGACCCUUCAUCUUCCAUGAUGUUGUCUGGAGGCCCACUGCCGCCAUGCUGCGCAGAUGGACGUCGAGAAGGAUGUCGCGAUCCAAGCAUUCGAGACUGCUGUGAUGAGGGAGCAUUCCAGCCAGCACCAAACGCAAGAGGGCUACUUCGUGCACCACUAGCCGCAUCAGCCGAAGGCCAAGCGUCUGCACCCCAUCGUGUGCUGUCGAACGAAGGCCGUGGCAGCUCGUUUGAAUGAGUUGAGCCCGGACGAGGAGAUCCAGGGCGACGACGAAAUCCACCAAAGCUAGUAGGCCAAGCCCCAGUCGAUUGUGCUGGUGCCCUGCUUGCGAAAGGGUUGAAUCUACUCAGUCUGGACGCAGCAGGCAUU